Molecule: messenger RNA, 2513 nt
Organism: Daktulosphaira vitifoliae (grape phylloxera)
Lineage: Eukaryota; Metazoa; Arthropoda; Insecta; Hemiptera; Phylloxeridae
Product: cell division cycle 7-related protein kinase-like
Exons: 9
Coding region: 562-2109 (515 amino acids)
Biological process (GO): mitotic DNA damage checkpoint signaling; protein phosphorylation
Cellular component (GO): nucleus
Molecular function (GO): protein serine/threonine kinase activity; ATP binding
Source: RefSeq, a predicted model, not a curated record
UCAUGGCUUAAUUGCAGAAUGAACAGUUCUUAUCGAUUAAAUUUUUAUUGUAGUGAGACCUGUAUGGAAUGUACUAAUACAGGUUAUGCAACAAAAUCUGAUGUAUUGCCAUACUUAAAACAUACAAAAUAACAAACAUUAACAAUCAAAAAGUCAGAAUUUUCUAUCAUGCAAAUUAAUUAUUAAUUAAACAUUAAAUCUAAAACUUUCAGAUAUUUUUCUAUCAGAUAAUUUUAUUAUUCUAAACUAAGAAUAAAAAUACAUUUUGAGAAUAAUACUUAAAGGAUAAGUUAUGGUAAUAUGGCAAGAAAGUAUGGCAACACUGUUUCCCGGUGUAAACAACAACACAGCAACUUAACCAUACAUUUUCUUGGCCGCCUUUCCGCAAAAUAUUCCGGAGCCAAAACUAGAACUUUGUUUUAUCACUUUUGUACAACUUUUUUAUAAUUAAUUUUUUUUUAAUUUUAUAUGAUUAAUACCUUUUAAUUAAUAGCUCUAAUCAGUCUGAUUGUUCCAUCGUUCUAGUCUGUUUAAGGAGACAUCUAUUAUUGCACAUUAACAAUGGCGAACAACGAAUUUCGAGUGUCUAGUAGCAGUUCAAGUUUAGUCCACGAAUCUAUAAAACAGAGAGGUACCAUGAAAGAUGAGUCAUUUAGAAAGUUACGCGAAACAUUUUCCAUUCAAGGUAAAAUUGGUGCUGGAACAUUUAGUAAAGUGUAUUUAGCUUAUGCCAGAGGUGAUCCAGAAAAAAAACAGUAUGCCAUAAAACAUAUUAAACAAACAACUCACCCUGAAAAACUACGCCGUGAGUUAUUUUGUUUGCUGAAAAUUGGAGGACAAGAAAAUGUUAUGGGACUAAUAACUUCUUUAAGAAUAGGAAGUUCAGUAUGUUUAGUAAUGCCUUAUUUCAAACACGACCAUCCUUUGUCAUAUCUUUGUUCAAUGGAAGUUGAUGAAUUGCGAUUGUACAUUAAAAAUUUACUUAUUGCUCUCCGAAGAAUUCAUUCAUUUAAUAUUGUUCAUCGAGAUGUUAAACCUAGUAAUUUUUUAUAUAACCGAGCUAGUUCAACUUUUAUGCUUACUGAUUUUGGUCUUGCGCAUCCAAAUAUAAGUCCAAGUAAAAGGAAGCAAAUAAAAAGUUUACCUGAUGAAGCAAUUGCUCUAACUACUCCUAAACAAAGAAGUUCAAGUUGUGAAUUUAAGAAUGACCUAAAGCGUUCUAAUUCAGUAGAAUCUAUUAAUUUUAAUUCAUGUCAAAAACGAAUUUUACAAAAUAUUGCUGAUGGUAGUAACUCAUUAUCUAAUGGAUGUAAUCUAAGGAAAAGAACUAAAUUAAUGAUGCCAAAGAAACCUUUGCUUAAAGAAAAUUCACCUGUCAAAAAACAAUUCAAUGUUCAUAAAACAUCUGUUCCAAAUAGUUCAAGUGCUAUGAAUAAUUUAUUUAAUGACAAGAAUAAUUUUGCUGUACCCAAAGUACCACGUAUUUCUUGUAAUUGUGUUGGACAGUUAAAAGUUUGUAAUAUAUGUAUAAAUAGGCCAGAAAUGCGAGCUCCUCGUGCUGGAACUCCAGGAUUUCGAGCUCCUGAAGUACUUUUAAAGUAUAAAUAUCAAAAUACAGCACUUGAUAUUUGGUCUGUUGGAGUUAUUAUGUUAGAAGCAAUGAGUCGUUGUUAUCCAUUUUUUAGUGCAGAAAAUGAUUCUACUUGUCUUGCUGAAAUGAUAACUGUAUUUGGCGAUAGAGCUAUUAAAAAUGUAGCUAAAAUGUUAGGCCGAACUGUUAUAUGUGAAGUUCAAAAGCCACCUCUUGAUUUAAGGGCAAUCUGUCGUCUUUUAUCUCAUAGAUCUCGGGUACAGAAUUUAAAUCCAGCUUCUGUUUCUUCUAGUGAAGGUUUAGAAGCAUGUACAUUUUGCUCAAAACCAAUACAGUUAUCUGGUUGUGAGGUGUUUUCUGAUAGUUGUAGUUGUUACCUAAAUGCUGCAGAUGAUUUUCCGUAUCCUGCAUAUGAUCUUUUGAAAAAACUUUUAUGCUUAAAUCCCGUUGCCAGAAUAACUGCGGACAUUGCUUUGAAACAUCCUUUUUUUAAAAUGGAUGAUAAAAAACCAAAUUAAUUGGUUUUUUAAUGUAUUUUUAAGUAAACCAGCUCAAUCUGAACUUAAUCAUUACUAUUUUCCGUUUUUACCUUUUUUCUUUUUCUUAUAUUACUUAAAUUACUUUAAUGUAAUGUGUUAAACUUAUUUGUUUUUUACUGUUAAUGUAAAACUUAUUUGUUAUCUGUUAAAUUUUUUCCUUUAUUUCAAAAGCUAAUAAAUUUUUGAAAAAAUUUAAUUAAAAUUUUGUCUAGUGUUAAACUAUUAUAACUCAGUAGUAGUCAGUUAAUUAAUUUAAUUUAAUUAGUUUCAAACAUUUUUAGCAUUUUAAUUAACUAUUAAAGUUUUCAUUUAAAGUUAAAAAUAUGGCUUCAUGUUUGUUAAAUAAAAUAGACUUCGUUAUUGCAUUUAGGACAAUAUUAUUU